Molecule: messenger RNA, 1447 nt
Organism: Magnolia sinica
Lineage: Eukaryota; Viridiplantae; Streptophyta; Magnoliopsida; Magnoliales; Magnoliaceae
Product: E3 ubiquitin-protein ligase RZFP34
Exons: 13
Coding region: 193-1062 (289 amino acids)
Biological process (GO): ubiquitin-dependent protein catabolic process; protein ubiquitination
Cellular component (GO): nucleus
Molecular function (GO): ubiquitin protein ligase activity; zinc ion binding
Source: RefSeq, a predicted model, not a curated record
GCUGCCGCCGUCACCCGUACUCAACUGUAGCUUAUAAAAUGCAAACAGCCGCAACGGAAAUCGGCAUCGAUUAUUCACCGCCUCUUUCUCCUUUCUCCCACAAAUAGAUAAAUAUUACAAAAUCCCGCUUUCUGCUUCUCUUGCGUUCGCUACCGUUGAAGUAGGAAAUACAUCCCUCAAUAAAACCAAGGAAUGGAUAGUGGUUUGGAGCACCCAUUGUCUCAGGACGCCGAUUUUCUCAAAUCUACGGAGAAAGAUGACAUGUUGAUGGAGAUGGAAUGUGGGCAUUUCGGGUGCACGCAUUAUAAGAGAAGAUGCAAGAUCAGGUCGCCUUGUUGUGAUGAGAUCUUUGAUUGCAGGCACUGCCACAAUGAUGCCAAGAAUUCUAUGCAAGUCAAUCCUCUGGACAGGCACGAGAUUCCUCGCCAUGAAGUGAAGAAGGUCAUCUGUUCACUGUGCGCCACAGAGCAAGAUGUUCAGCAGAAUUGCAUAAACUGUGGAGUUUGCAUGGGAAAAUAUUUCUGUGCAAAAUGCAAGUUUUUCGAUGACGAUGUUUCAAAACAUCAAUACCAUUGUGAUGGAUGUGGAAUCUGCAGAACUGGUGGUGAGGAGAACUUCUUUCAUUGUUAUAAAUGUGGAUGCUGUUAUGCCAGGUCCUUGAAGGAUUCCCACCGUUGUGUGGAAAGGGCAAUGCACCACAACUGCCCAGUCUGCUUUGAGUAUCUGUUUGACUCAACAAGAGACAUCAGUGUAUUACAAUGCGGGCAUACGAUACAUUUUGAUUGCUUGAAAGAGAUGGAAGCUCAUUUCCAAUAUGCCUGCCCCGUUUGCUCCAAGUCGGUCUGUGAUAUGUCCAGAGUGUGGGAAAAGCUUGACCAGGAGGUUGCCUCGACACCUAUGCCUGAAAUGUACCAGAACAAGAUGGUGUGGAUCCUUUGCAAUGAUUGCGGGACAAAUUCAGAGGUCCAUUUCCACAUUAUUGCGCACAAAUGCAUGAGCUGCAAUUCCUACAAUACCAGGCAGACAAGAGGCGGUCCUGCGUCUUGCUCUUCUAGUAUCUAAGAGAUGGUGAUGAUGAUGUGUACAGUUUUCAUGUAUUUCCUUUCCUGGCUUUGGAAGAUGGGUUUCUCCCUUUGUGGAUUGGCCAAAGGAAGCAUUAGUGGGAAAGCGCAAAGGAGAUUAUUUCAAUAAGAGGGAGAGUAUUCCAUUCAUUCAUUCUUUCAUCCAUUCAUCCAAAAUCUUUGGGGGAUGGGGAGAUACUAAUAGCCAGGAUCAUCGUUUUUGGCCUAUGGAGAGAUUAGAGCUGUGUCUGGGGUUAUCUUCUUGUUGUUGAUGAUGAUAUUGUGAUUUAGAAGAUGUAACAAAUGCAGUUUUGAUUCUAUACCAAAAAACUGUGGAAAGAAAAUUGAUGUUUCGAAAUGAAUCGGUCUUGGGCUUCCUUCCUUUA